Messenger RNA from Dicentrarchus labrax (European seabass), 695 nucleotides. RefSeq names its product transmembrane protein 14C-like. Lineage: Eukaryota; Metazoa; Chordata; Actinopteri; Moronidae. Gene Ontology annotation, cellular component: mitochondrial membrane. The record is from RefSeq and is a predicted model, not a curated record. Bases 90 to 413 code for a protein of 107 amino acids. The transcript is spliced from 5 exons. Gene Ontology annotation, biological process: regulation of heme biosynthetic process.
CGGAAAUUAUGUAACCACGUCGCGGUGACGUGGUGCUAUCGGAAACGUAACAAAGUUCAGCAGCAGCAGUCAGUUUCUGAGCUGUGGACAUGGCUGUAGACUGGAUUGGGUUCAGUUAUGCUGUUCUGGUGUCUGCAGGAGGAAUUAUAGGCUUUGUGAAAGCAGGCAGCAGCACCUCUCUGGUCGCAGGGCUCCUGUUUGGCCUUCUGGCUGCAGUCGGCGCUUAUCUGGCAUCUCAAAAUCCCAAGAAUGUCUGGCUUUCACUAGGCACCGCGGGAACUCUGUCCGUGGUGAUGGGACUGAGGUUUCUCAACUCCUGGAAGUUCAUGCCAGCUGGUUUAAUGACUUUAACAAGUCUACUGAUGCUGCUGAAGAUCAUCGCUGGAAUGUCGAAGAAAACUCAUAAAUCUUAAAAAUAUCUCGAUAUACUUUUCUGUGUGUCUGUACAUAUUCUUGAGCAAACAAAAUCUAAUUUGUGCUCCAUUAUAACGUCCAUUCACAAACAUUCCUUUGGUAUAUUUUCUAUUACAGACUGGUUUUGUAUAAAAAAAGAACUAUAUAAGAUAUGUGACUGUAACUGAUCUGUCUGUCUUUUAUACAGUUUGAUGAUGUUUUUUAGUUUGUAAAUGUAUUUCUGUUUGCUGUAAAGUAAUAACUUCACCCACUUUAAUUAAAAAAAUAACUUCUUUAUUUAA